AUGACACCCACGCGUGAUAACUCGACGCUGCUGCGUGAGCAGGAGGCUGAACGCGAGCGUCUGCGUAUGGACAAUUUCAACCAGGCAUUACGCAUUAAUUUCCUAGAGGAGCGUCUGCUGCGCAUGAAGCAGGGCACAGAUUUCGCCAGCGAGGAUCUCGAGAGCGAGCUUGCUCAGCUCCGUAUCACACUGGAAGAGCGUGACCACGAGCUACGGCAGCGAAACUUUAGUAUGAUUCGAGCCACUGAGGCAAUCGAUAUGCUCAACGCGCAGCUGCAUGAGGCCCAAGCGGCCGCCGCUAGAGCCCGAGAGGAGGCCCAAAGACAAGCAGAGGCUCAGAUGCACCUGCAUCUCGAAGAACGAGGUGGCGUAGACGCCGAAACAGCGCAAAAAUGGCGAGUGGAACUUGAUUCUGCGCUAGAAGCUGUGGCAACACUGAUGACCCAGUUACAGGAGUUAGAGGACGCUAGAACGCGAGAUCAGAGAGAAAUGGAGCUUCGGACCCAGAGAGAACAGCAGAACUUGCAGCAGGUCGAGAUGACCAACGUGAAGCUCUCGGCUGAAGCGGAACAUUGGAAAGCUGUGAGUAACCAGCGAGAAGAGCAACUUACAGCACUGCAGCUACAGGUAGAGACUAUGAGACAGGAGAAACAAGCACUGGAUGCUCGUUAUCAGGCCAAACUCAAGAGGAUGGAGGAACAGGUUCAACAUCAGAUGGAGCAGCUGCAACGUGAGAGUGAAAACUACCGAACCGAACACACGAGACUGCUGACGGACCGUGAGAAGACGCACUUUGACAAGGAACGUCUUGCCAUGGAGAAUGAGGGCAUCAAACAGGAGCGUAGUCGACUUCAGGCUGAGAUUGAGCGGAUGAGGAAGGAGAGACAGCAAGUGGCUGGGGAUUUGGAGCGUCUAUGUCUCCAGAAUGUGAAGUUAAGUGCCGCUUGUGAAGAGCAGACCAAGUCUCUGGAUAGCUUCAAGAAUGAGCGCGAAGCUGCUCUGGACACGAUUCACCAGCUUGAAUCGGAGCUGCAUCAGCGACGCAAGAUGGAAAAUGAACAGGAAUUGACAGCUAAGACACUGGAGAGUCGACUGGAACAUGCCGAAGCUGAGGCUCGUAGGAUGAAGGAACAGUGUGAUAUGGCAGAGUCUCGCUGCCAACAGACGGCGAAUGACCGGCUACUGGCGCUGGAGAAGGACCGCCAAGCUAUGGAAGAAGACAAUCGACGACUGCGUACCGAAUUGUCAGGUUUCCAGCUGGAUCUUGAAGCUAUGGAGCGUAAGGUCCAGGAGAGCGAAGAGAGAUUCUCGAACGAAGCCGCAAAUGCCCGGGAACAGCGUCAGCAUCUGUCCGCAUAUGAACUGGAACUGGAGAGGCAAUCUGUGCAACUGCAGGAGUAUCAGAAUCGACUGGCUGGAUGUGACGAUGAGUUGGCUCGACGAGCUGCUCGUGUACAGGAACUAGAGCAGCACUUAGCUGACGCAGUCUCAGUCAGUUCAUCGACAGCGUCUACAGCUCAACAGCAGCAGACAGAGUGGCAGAAUCAGUUUGCGAUGGAGAAAAAUACGCUGCUACGGCAGCUGGACGAAGAGCGUCGACGUGCAGACGAAGUGGAACAAAUGACAUCUUCGUUGAAAGAUGAGAGCUUGUCAGCACAGCGAGAGCUUGAGGCAGUGGCGAUGGAGCUCCGUUCGCUUCUGUCAAGCCGCAGCCGAGUGUAUAGUGACGGCCAGCAGUCUUUGUUGAGUCUUGUGCGAGAGACGAUUUCAGCGCUGAAAGAUGAGUUUAAAGCCGAAGCAUCAGCGCUACAAUCGCGCUGGAAGCAGCAAGCGUCUUUGGCGAACACAAAGCUUGAGCGCUUGUUGUCCCAGCUACGCGCCAGUCAAGCCAAGCUGGACGUCCUGCAACGCUCGUCUUUCCAUAUUAAAGACACCAGACAGUCCUUGGACAAGACAUGGUCUCUACGAUACGAAGAGUUGCGACUGGAGAAGGAAGAUGAACGACGAUCUCUUGAAGAAGAAAUCCACUAUUUCCGAACCAAAUCUGCAGAGGCUGAGCAGGCGCUUGCUCAGGCAUCAAAUGGCCUUGAAACACUGAAGCAAACUCAACAAAAGUCACGUGAAGAAUCGGACCGUGACUAUCAUGAUCUCAAGGAGAGCAAUCGUCUCUUGCAUGAAGAAGUGCAGGAGCGUCGACGAUCAGCUGAGCACGCUCGCAAGCAGUACAUGCGGGCGGUCCGAGAGAACAAGGAGUUGCUCAAGGCUAUUGAGAUGUACAAAGAUGCCAUCGCUGGGCGCGACAAGGACAUUGAGAAGUAUAAAGCUGCUCUGCUGAAGUACACUCAGCAGCUCCAGCGACGUGCUGAGUUCGGCGAGGUGAAGCAGACGCUGCUGGAGCAACUGGAGCAGACCCAAUACAUGAUUACAGAGACCUAUAAGCGAUGGGAGGACAGUCCCAUUGUCCGUGGUCCUGUGGUCGACAGGGAUACGAGCUACGAGGCGGCGAUUCUGCAGCUUGACGAGUACAUUGGCCGGAUGCAGUUGGUGUCGGAGCGGUGGGGCGAGUUCAUGACUCAGUCUCAAGAGCUGCAGCGACGAUAUGGCGACGCCUGGAAGUCAGCGUCUCGUGGUUUUGAACGGUCGAAGGACCGGCCUCGCUGGGUGGACGACGUCGAGCGGAAAUGCUCACGUCUUCUUACUGAAGCUGUGCGUGUCUCGGAGGCCAUGCGUGAUGUAGUCAACAACAUUGCUGGUGUGCUGCAGAAGGAGCGCGACGACAAGAAGCGCAUCGAGAAGGAGCGUGCACUAGCUGGAGACAAUAAUGCCUCCGUGAAGCAACGAGAACGAAACUCUUCUAAGUGGUCUUCACUUGACGCUGAUUUCUUCGAUGAGCACCGAGGUCGAAGUGCCAGCCAGCCGGUUGUGAAUGACUUGUAUCGCAACUCGUUGUCGUCAUUAGGACGCGUGGGCUUGAAGGUGCAAGACCUGGAGAAGGAGAUCCGAAAUGCUCGCGAUUGA
Molecule: messenger RNA, 3018 nt
Organism: Phytophthora infestans T30-4
Lineage: Eukaryota; Oomycota; Peronosporomycetes; Peronosporales; Peronosporaceae
Exons: 3
Coding region: 1-3018 (1005 amino acids)
Cellular component (GO): microtubule organizing center
Source: RefSeq, a predicted model, not a curated record